AUGGAUAAACUAGCUUACUAUCUUGAUUUAGAUUUUGAUUAUUACAACGCCGCUUCCAUAUUUGAUAAUAACCAUUUUCGAAAAUAUGGUUACGGUGAAUUAUCCGCUGAUCGAAGAGCUUGUUAUCUCAGUCAUUAUAUGAUUUAUAAAUUAAUAAUUGAUAAAGGCCUUAAUAACGCUUUAAUUCUAGAAGAUGGUGUUGAUUUUGAAACUAACAUCACUGCUAUUAUGACAGACAUUCAUCGUAAUUUACCCGAUUCUUGGGAUACUUUGUAUAUAGGUCAUUGUUUUGAAGGAAUGGGUAAACCUGUUGGUAAUAGUUCUUUUGCCAAUGGACUAUAUGAAUCAGUUAAUCCAGGUUGUAAACAUGCUUAUGCUGUUUCGAAUUCGGGUGCCCGCAAGUUGGUAGAAAAGCUUGAUCCUAUGAAACCACAAGGUGCAAUCGAUUAUGCUAUUCUUGCAAGAAUUAUGAAUAAAGAAAUCACUUCAUAUAGCGUUCAUCCACCGCCUAUUAUACAGUGGAAAUCUGAGGAUGAAUCAUCUGAUAUUCCUGAAUACAGGGUACCUAUUUUAGUUUAA
This is a messenger RNA of Dentiscutata erythropus, 579 nucleotides long. Lineage: Eukaryota; Fungi; Glomeromycota; Glomeromycetes; Diversisporales; Gigasporaceae. The record is from the annotation of a GenBank genome assembly.